UAAAAGUGUAAUUGUUCACUGCAUCAUUAAUUGACUAUCCCGCUCUAGCAUGGUACGUGGUCACGGUAGCGAGCAAACGCACAGUAGAAGCCAAAUAGACGCCGAGCAGACGCUGUGGCGCAGGUGAACAUUUGCAAUGUAAUUCGCCCGUACUACCUGUUAAGGAGGCUGCAAGUUAACUCCACGCAAAGCGUAUAGGUAAUCUGCAGCCUUGCUGUCGGAUGCAUGUAAGUGCAGCUUAUGACUACGGCGUCAAAAUAUUUUUGCCGUCAAUCCACAAACAACGGAGCAUGUAACAUGAAAGCAUGCAGACCCUGAGCAGACGACGCGGUGCAGAUGAGCACAUCUCUAGGGGCAUAAGGCCUUCCUAUUGGCUAAACCAGCUUGUAAGAUAGACCCCCUCUGUAAUACCUUUGUGUUCUUGAGGCUAUUAAAAAUGAAAUAGCCAUUGCGCAAACGACAGGUGCCUUCAGCGUACAAAUGUGCAUUGAUAGAUGGCGGACCCAUGCCCUACUCUUGCUGCCUGCGGGAGCCAUAUACAGUAACUCAAUGAACCGUCGAUGAACCCCGAUGAUUUGAAGGUAUGAGCUUCUAUGGAAGCCUCGCUACUAGGUAUAUUUACCUUGCACGGAAGUAGUCCAACUGUGAAAAUUUACUCUGUCGUUUGGAUGGGUUUGCCCGGCGUAGAAGCAUAUCAGAUCAUUUAUAUAUAACGGCCAAAUGCUUCUCCCUAAACCAAGCUUAGGGAGAAGGCGGCAGUUUUCUGUCCAAGAAAUUUGUAGCACGGCCUCGUGUGAGAGGAGACUGUUACAAUGUCAACCUUCGUCCUAGCACAUGCCUCUGAGCCGUUGUACUCAAGGGACCCACUGAGGCUGUCGCGCUACUCGUAAUGAACCAUCAUUUCUCCACUUUUUAUACAUGUUACACUAUCUCAACCUUUUUGCACAUCUUAUACUCAUAGCAUACCGCACUUCAGUCAUUCACAAAUUUUUAAUUCCUUUGUAUUUUAAUCAAUUUACAGCUCUGUGCUUUAGGCCUCUGUACCGCAUCGCCACAUGAGCAAUUAGGCCUUUGAGUACUUAUAGUUACUGCCUUGGCGCUCUGGAGCCACACUUGGCCCUCGCGCCAUCAAACACAACAUAUCAUCAUCAUCAGCUUCCUCUUACGAUGUGUCGUAGUAAUUUCACAUUGGGUAACUUUUCACUUCACAACACAUCAAGGCUAUAUGUUGUUCAUGGCAUAAAAAGGGACAGGUUAGGAACGACAAGGACAAAUACAUAACGUCUUCUUGACACCCUUUCCAUUUAAUAUCUCAUUUGUUGUGCCAUGAGUGGCGCGUAUAAUCGUGAUGCUUCACCAACUAGCCCCCGUAGUAGCAUUGCUAACUCUCACCACCUACCAAGCUCGCUUCCUCGCCUAGAUCUGUUGUUUCCAUGUCCUGCGCCUACCUAAGGUAUUGAGAAUUAAGAUUGAGAAUUUAUAGUCCCCCAGGAAGUCUACGUAUCACGUAAGGCGAUUACUUUUCCUUCUGACAGCAAAAGCUGCUCUCUUCGACGUAGUUGGUUACACACAUCUCGCUCCUAAUUUGAUUACAUGGAUUAGGACAAGGAAUGAGUAUUCGAUAAAUGAAUGUUGAAAAGAAAUGAUUUUUUUUAGACAGUGAGGAAUAGAGUAAGACGGGAUGGGAGGGACCGUCAGGUGCGUCUUAAGGCGCUUUUGGUGCAUACUAUUGCAAUGUGAUACAUACAGAUUGGAAAGGCGCAAAGAAUCAUUUCUUUUAUAUUUUGAUACAGAACUUAUGAUUAAAUUUUCUAUUCCUAGCGUUGCAUCAGCGACAGUGGAUUGCUAUGGAGAAAGGGCGUGGUUACUGUUUAAUACUGUUUACGCUCGCAUCUUCGGUGGUGUUGACCAGCGAAUCAAAUCCGACGGCACUCAAGCUAUUAAGAAGACUGUGGAAAUACAGUUGUGAGGAGCCACAAAUGGAACCAGUGGGGGACUGCACCGCAAAUAUAAACAAAUACUUCUUCAACAAAACCGCGAACAUGUGUCAAAAGUUUUACUGGAAUGGCUGCCUUUCCAGAGGCGUGUACGAAACACGCUACGCAUGCGCACUCAAUUGCAACGAAGGUGAAGCAGCUGCAUUCUGUGCAAAACCUCAUCCUGGCGGAUGCGAGACAAGAAAGACUCGAAGCUGGAGACAACCACACUACGAAAUGGAUGCGUUUUAUUAUGACAUCAGGAUGAGGGCGUGCAAGUCUUUUACGUUCUGUGGGCCCCCAGUACCACCAGACUCAAACUUUUUCACCAGCCUGUCGAUGUGUCUCAUGGAAUGCGAAUGUCCUCUCCUGCAAGGGAAAAACAACCUAUUCAAUAAAGCACUCAAGACCAGCUUGAAGAAUGGCCACAUGAAUCAGCGUCUUUUGCAACACAGAUGCAGAUAAUAAAGAAAAUAGUGUGACUUACUCCCUAUAAUAGUCGGCAACAUACAUUUCAUCACGUCGUCUUAGAGUGCUUCAGCAUAUUUUUAAACUCUGACUAGAUUUAGCAGGGACACCCUGUAUGUGGCCGUCGGUGAAAGGACAAUGGCCAUUAUUUAUUCCACAGAUGUCCUUUACUGCAACGGAAAAACAACCUAUUCAAUGAAGCACACAUGACGAGCUUGAAGAAUGGCCACAUGAAUCAGCGUCUUCUCCUUUUUUUUCUUCUUUUCCCUAACGUACGCCAUCGUACGCACAUUUUAGAUGCUUGCACUCGCCAUUGUUUACAUGCUUUUUUUUUUUCACUGAAAAAGAAAACUCAUUCUUUUGAGGUUUAGAAACUCUCCCUCAUACUUCUACGUGUCAGUUACGCUCUGUUUCGAGGAAUACGCGGGGUGUCAUUGAAAGAGCAGUUAGGCAUUACAAAUGCUGUUUCAACGCUUCCUGUUACUCCUAGACAACUUCCCUGUCAGACUAGAUAUCCGACCAAAGAGACAAUAGUCGGAGGUACUCAUUGAGUAGGUAAAAUGUUCGAGCUGCACGCUUUCAUUAUACACUAUGCAACGACGUAUGCAUGCGUUUAUAAACUAGACAGAACAAUGCGCAGCAGCUUCUUAAACCGCUCCUUUAA
Messenger RNA from Dermacentor andersoni, 3108 nucleotides. The record is from RefSeq and is a predicted model, not a curated record. Lineage: Eukaryota; Metazoa; Arthropoda; Arachnida; Ixodida; Ixodidae.